GUAAUCCCUAAGUUAAACAAGUUUAAACUAAUUUCCUACGUUACUUUCUAUAACUAAUUUAUAACAAACUUUAUCAUGAUUAUGAACACUAUUUAAAAAAGAAAAGAAAACAAAAGCUGCUUUUUUUUUUCUCUGAAUUUCAACUUUCUCGGAAACCAAAAAUGCUUUCUUUACCAUUGUCGUCGUCGUCUUCUUCUUCUUCUUCUUCUUCUUCUUCUUCAUUCUCUCUGGUACAUCACCAUCAUCUUCUUCUUUUGCUCUGUUUGGCUUCAUAUGUUGUUUUCACAGUUUCAUCACUCAUCACUGAUUCAUCAUUUGCUUCACUUAUCGAGUAUUUAUUUGAUCAUUCUCUGAACUUCCUCGAUCGAGUUCAAUUUCAAUCGGAGAAUUUAGGUUUUUUGUUGAUCAGUGGAAAAUCAGUAGAAAAUAAGAAUAUUGAUAUAUUUAAAGUUAUUUAAGGAAAAAUGUCUUUGGCAUCCAAGACUCUUCCUGUUCUUCAUCCUAUCAAAUCUUUGCCUCCUGGUUUCAAGGUUAAUGGUAAUCUGACCCGUGAUCUAAUGGAAAGCCAGGGAGAUGCUAAAUUGAGAAGUAGUGGUUUGGUUGGAUCAAGUAGUCCUGAAAAUGAUGCUCUGAUCGGAGAUGUUUCUGAAGAAUCUCAAGACCGUGCAGGUGGCACGAGUCUUUUCAAUGAAGAUCUAGCGUAUAGUGGAAAAGCUGUAUUAUUCGAAGACAGGGCAUCUAUUGGUGAUGAAAACUUGGAAUCUGUUCCUCUCCCCUUCCAAACAAUUUCAGUGUCCUCUAGGGAAUCGAGGUGGAGUGAUACAACACCUUGUGUUUCAAAUAAUGUACUUUUAGCUUCAGAUUCAAUUAAUCUUAUCCUGGGUUUGGAAAGUUUUUAAGGUUGAAUGCAAUAUAGUUAUUCAGUUGGAUAUAUGUGCUGAUUUUCCUGGAUGGGUUGAUCAAGAAUUGAAUGCAUUUUUUCAAAUUUUUUAAUUGGAAAUUUAAAGCUCAAAUUUUAAAUUUUGUUUGUGUUUAUGUAACUUAAUUAUAAUGUCAUUAAUUUUUAAAUGAUUUCUCAAAAAUGAACCCCAGUGCUUCAAAACACUCAUGACUUACCAGUGUAUGUCCUAUAGUGCGUGUACAUGAAAACUGAUCCAGAAUUCAUGAAUGUUAGCUACCAGUAGUAGAGGAACUUUGCAUCUUCUUGAAAUUUGAUGUUAGUUUGAUUGAAAGAGAUUGUUAAUACAGAGGAACUUUGUGUCUAAGAUUAAGAAACAUCUAUAAGAUUAUAAGAAUGCAUCAGAAUCAUAUUGGUUGAAACUUGAAAGUUCAUAUUUUGUAGUUGCCAAUUUUGGUUGAGUGUCAGGUUUCGAACAUGAUAGGAGUCAGUUGAAAUUGAAAAUACUGCAUUUUAGAUAAAGGUAGGUCAAAACAAAUGAAAGUUGGCAUGAGGUUGAUCUAGACUUCUAUCAGACAACUUAUAAUCCAGCUGUAAAAAUUUCUGGAAUUUAACCAGAAACAAGGAAAAUAUCAGGUUUUUACUGCAUAAAGUUCAACUGUUCUGGAGCAGUGCCUUAAAAGGUUGAGUUUUUUUUUUGACUAAAUAUUGAGUUUUUUUUUUUGACAAAAAGAAUGAGUUUUUUUUUUUAACUCUAACAAAUCAUGUCAUUUCAUUUAUGACAAAGUGCGAAAUACAAGAUGGAACCUUGAAGUUUGAACUAACACCAAUGAGGGAUCUAAAAUUGUACAGUCGACCCAAACUUUGAUAUGCUUUCCUUGUCGUGAUAGAUAGCCUCAACUACUACUUGGAAGUCCAGCUAAAACUGACAUUUUGUAUCCCAAGUCACGGUCCCACUGGAUGGUGAGCGAAAGACCCAUGACCUCGCCUUCUUUAACAGACACCUUUGGAGCAAACUAAGUGGUGUAGGCUUUGAUGAAUCCCCCAGAUGCAUCUUGAAAUCAGAAACCUGUGCUUGAAAACAUGCAUCCAAGUUAUGUUAUAUUUCAACUUUCCUGGAGGAGGCUUAGUCCAGGGAUAUGAAUUUUUUUUCUUCAAUUUCUUUGAUAUACAUUAAGUUGGGAAGCAAUUAAGAUUGGGAAUGGCCAUGGUCUUAUUUGUCUUCUGCUAUCACUUUAGUCCAGUAUUGUUUUUGACAUAUCCUUAUGUGGCAGUUUGAAAAUUGAAGUUGAUUGAUUACUCAUUUUCGUUUAUAUUUUUGGUUUUAUGAGUCAGUUCUGUCUAUCCUUUCUUCGGACUUCUGAGAGUGUUUUGUCUUGAUAAAGAGUAACUUAUGUCAAUUCAUAGAUUUGCUACUGUUUGUUGCCUGUCACUAUUAUAUUCCCAAUCAAAAGCAUCUAUGCCUUUGUUAUUUCUAUAUUCUUAAUUAAUGAUUUUAUUAUGUGUGUGAAUUUGUUUUACUGAGGAAUGCCAUGGAAUUGUAAGCAAUUAUACUAUUACUUCAAUUAUAAUUUUGUAAAAGAUUCAAAACAGGUAAUAUCAUGUUAGCAAUUCCAGAAAAUAAUUUGACGAGCCUGUUUGAGUUAUCAAUCAUUAUUUGAUUGCCUUAAAUUUGGAAUUUUUUACGUCUUUCCCUUACUUCUGGUGUUAACUAUUUCAGAAACUUUAGUCUUGGUUUCAACUUCCAAAUGGGAAUUGGGAGCUGGCAAAGAUAAUAACAACUUCUGGAACAGAAUCAGUUAUUUCAUUGCCUGAUGGGAAGGUUUUAAAAGUGAAACAAGACAGUUUGGUAUCAGCAAAUCCUGACAUUCUUGACGGAGUGGAUGACCUCAUGCAACUCAGUUAUUUGAACGAACCGUCAAUUUUAUACGAUCUACAAUAUAGAUACAAUCAAAAUAUGAUUUAUACAAAAGUGGGGCCCGUUUUGGUUGCUAUAAAUCCUUUCAAGAAAGUUCCUCUGUAUGGUAACAAUUAUAUUGAAGCCUACAAGCGUAAAGCAACCGAAAGCCCUCAUGUAUAUGCAAUUACAGACAGAGUCAUCCGAGAACAAGAUGAAGUAAAUCAAUCUAUAAUUAUAAGUGGUGAGAGUGGAGCUGGGAAGACUGUGACAGCAAAGAUAGCAAUGCAGUACUUGGCUGCUCUUGGAGGUGGAAGUGGAAUAGAGUAUGAGAUACUGAAGACUAAUCCAAUACUAGAAGCCUUUGGUAAUGCAAAAACUUUGAGAAAUGACAACUCAAGUCGUUUUGGAAAGCUCAUUGAGAUUAACUUUAGUGAAACUGGAAAAAUUUCUGGUGCUAAUAUUCAAACAUUUUUGCUUGAAAAGUCUAGAGCAGUUCAAUGCAAUGAAGGGGAAAGGACAUAUCAUAUAUUUUAUCAGCUAUGUGGUGGUGCACCACCAUCUCUUCGGGGUACCAAGGAUAGGAUGAGUUGUACAAUGGGGGUUUUAAGCUUCACAAGGUUUUGAGGUAUUGCAAACUAGGUGUAUACAUUUUUGUACUCCUCCUUUUAGUUUGCAAUACCUCAAAAAUUUAUACACAAAGACAAAUUACCUAUUCAUAAGGAGGAGUACAAGAUCACUUUAAGAAGGAGAAGAGCGACUAUCUUAACACUCUCCCCAUUGUAUAGUGCCACUUUGCCCUCCUUUUCAAUUUUUUUUUUAUAAACAUCAAUUCCCAAAACGUUUGAAUUUAUGGCAUAAA
Trifolium pratense (red clover) is the source of this 3657-nucleotide messenger RNA. RefSeq names its product myosin-1-like. Gene Ontology annotation, biological process: actin filament organization; vesicle transport along actin filament. Gene Ontology annotation, cellular component: cytoplasm; vesicle; actin cytoskeleton. Gene Ontology annotation, molecular function: ATP binding; microfilament motor activity; actin filament binding. The record is from RefSeq and is a predicted model, not a curated record. Bases 2790 to 3422 code for a protein of 210 amino acids. The transcript has 10 exons. NCBI's taxonomy places the organism in Eukaryota, Viridiplantae, Streptophyta, Magnoliopsida, Fabales, Fabaceae.